This is a messenger RNA of Symbiodinium natans, 1602 nucleotides long. Lineage: Eukaryota; Dinophyceae; Suessiales; Symbiodiniaceae. The record is from the annotation of a GenBank genome assembly.
AUGGCAUACCUGGACGGAAUUGACCUGCCCCCAUCGUCAAGCGAUGAAGGAGAGGUGGAGCUGCAGAAUGUGGAGGACGUUAUAGAACCAGCGCAGCCUGCACAGCAGCCAUUCCUCCGCUUCAAGUCUGCUCAAGUUCGCUGGCCACGCAUACGCUUUACCUACACCGUUUGUGAUGCGGAGGAAAUUCACAGCGAGUGCUUCUUGCCUGAUGAGAUUGCCUGUCAAGGACCUCCUCGGGAGGCGGAGAAGCAGCAGCGACUGGACAUUGCAGUGUUGCAUGUAGGGCUGGUUGUGCUGGCUUGGUACUGGAUGGCCUGCGGCCACAAGCGCGUGGUGGUCAGCGCUGGAUACCUCGAUCCCGAGCAGGUGGCUUGGUGGGAGUGGUUCUAUGCACAUUGCUUUGCUGAGUUUGCGGUUGUCAACAACUUCACUGAAGAGCAAAUCCGAGUGUCGGUUGAAGUCGAUUCGCCACCGAGAAGAUCUGUGCAUGUGAUGGAUGCAGCCCCAGCGCGUGUGCCAUGCGCACCCGGCGCUGCACGAGUGCUGUGUUUGUUGGGUGGGGGGAAAGACAGCCUUGUGGUGCACCAGAUGCUGCAGGAUGCUGGUGUGAUGCCAACUUGGCUCUAUGUGGGCGACGGGCAGCAAGAGUUCCAAGAGAGCUGGCGAUUGCAGGCUGUAGUGCAACGGUCUGGCUCAUCCGCAUUGGUAAUGUCACAUGAUUUCCAGAACGAGGCUUUGCUGAAGCUUCGCAAGUCAAAGAAGUUGCGGCCCUGCGGUCACCCGUGGGCCGCUCUCGUCGGCUUUGACGCCGUGCUGGUGGCCAUUUUGCACGGCUUUGAUUACAUCGCCGUCGGGAACGAGCGUUCAGCCAACUACGGCAAUGAUCUUCACGUGGGAUCUCUGGAGGUGAACCACCAAUUUGAUAAGAGCUUUGACUUUGAGUCCCGCAUGCACAUGUACAUCCGCCGACGCCUAGCGCCCGGAGUCUACUACUUCUCAGCCUUGAAGCACCUUUGGGAAGUGCAGAUUGCUUGGCUGUUCUGCCGGCGCUCAGGCACUUUUCUGGAUGCGUUCAUCAGCUGCAAUGAAAGCAACGGUCUGAAUGAGUGGUGCUGUGACUGUGAGAAAUGCUGCUUCGUUUUCGCGUUGCUUGCAGCCUGGGUGUCGCCAGGUGAUGUUGCCACGUAUUUUGGCAAGAACCUUUUUGAAAGCCCAAAGCUUCUCCACAACUUCCACAGCCUCCUGGGCAUAUCCCGAAAGAGAGCCGUGAAGCCCUUCGAGUGUGUCGGAACGCCAGAUGAAGUCAUGCUCAGUCUGUGGCUGGCACACGAAGCAUCAAGGUUCUCACCGGACGGCAUCCCUUUGGUGCUUGCGUCACUGCCCCUGGAUGAUGGAAAGCGGCAUCUGGGCCUUCUUUGUGAUUACAAUCCAGCGAACCUCCUCCCUGAGUGGCUGGCCCCCCAGAAAUCUCGAAGUUCCGUGCAGGAAGGCCUCGACGAUCAUGUUCAAGACAUGUCUGCGCUUGGACAGAAGUGGACAGCCUUCUGGAGCAAUGCUAUGUCAGACACCCUCGCCGCACUGAAGAUGGAUGAAGCUUAA